UGAUCGUUUGCCAAAGUAAUAAUUAUCAAAACACCGCAACUUCCGAUAGCCAAAACAUUAAACCCCAGUUUUAAAAAAACAAAAUUUUAAAAAUAAUAUCUUAAAUUAAUUUAUAAUAUGUUCGUGACUAUUAAGCCACGUAAAUAAGAGUUUGAUCGAUCGCGUACACAAUGAAGCUAAGAAAAGUGUAGUAUUAGUGUAAUAGUCACAAAGUAUUACAAGUUGCAACAGUAUACUCAAACUUACUUGCGACAAGUUCAAAGUUAAUGAUAAAAUGAAGUCUUUGAGAAAUAAACCCACUUGUGGAUAUUUUGGUAACAAAUUAAUUCAACGGUCAGCUGAUUUUCAUUCAUCAACAGCCGCCUUCAUGCACGUCAGGGAAAAUAUCAAAGACCUGGGUAAAGUCGCCGACGAUACUGAUUUAUUAUUCCUCAAGGGUUUAUUAGACAGUCCCGUUGUCAAUUCACUGGUCAGGUUACAAGAAAGAUUGGAAGAACCCCCUAAAGCAAUAGAACCAAUUUACCCCGAGAUUUGUGACGUAGCUGAAGAAAUAUCUUACGUGUUUGAAACGUCAUUAAACUACGAAGCACGUGAGUUGUCACGAAUUUUAAAAAAGUCUCACGUGAAGGCACUUUUGGAAACGCAUGACGCAGUCGUAGAAGUACGAAAAGCUCCACCAGCUUCAGUAACAUCUCUAGGUAUACCAUCGUCAUCAGCAUCCUCAGAAUCUUCACAUAAAUCAACGAUGCCGAGUAGCGAAAGAACAGAAACUGUCCGGGUCGUUGGCCUGCGUCGUCAGCCAAAAGAACCUCUGGGAUUGACGGUCCAAGUUGACGAUAGGGGCAACUUAAUAAUUGCGCGGAUUCUCGGAGGCAGCACAGUCUCACGUCAAGGUCUCCUUAGACCUGGAGAAGUUAUUAUGGAAGUUAACAAUAAACCUGUUCAUACUGCUGAUGAACUUCAGCAUGCGAUACAAGCAGCCAAAGAAAAUUUAUCAUUGAAAGUCGCUCCAGGUAUCUCCAGUGAUAAUAAUAAGCCCAUUAAAUCGACUUGUUACAUGCGAGCACUGUUCGAUUACGACCCAUCAGAAGACACUCUCCUUCCAUGCCGGGAAAUAGGGUUACCAUUCAACCGAGGUGACAUCCUACAGAUCGUCGACCAAGCGGAUCCUAACUGGUGGCAAGCCCGCCGUGUCGAAGGCGAAGGUCUCGGCGCCCCGGGUCUAAUUCCCUCUCUAGAGCUCGAGGAGCGUCGCAAAGCCUUUGUUCCUCCCGAGGCAGACUUUGUCCAUAAAAUCGGUAUCUGCGGGACUCGAGUAUCCCGUAAGAAGAAGCGCAAAAUGUACGAAUCGAAAUCAAACGGCGAAUUCGAUAGCGCCGAGCUACUCCUCUAUGAAGAGGUCGCACGAAUGCCUCCUUUUCGUCGUAAGACUUUGGCACUCGUCGGACCACGAGGUGUCGGCAGAAGGACUUUGAAGAACCGCUUAAUUAAUAGCGAUCCUGAAAAAUUUGGUACCAUCGUUCCCUACACUUCGAGACCUCCAAGAGUCUUGGAAGAAAAUGGAAAAAGUUACUGGUUCACAGAUCGCGAGUCGAUGGAAAAUGAUAUCAAGCAGCAUCGGUACCUUGAGUUUGGUGAAUAUGGAAAUCAUCUUUACGGAACAAAAUUAGAUUCAGUCCGUGAAUUAAUUCGUGCUGGUAAAAUGUGUGUACUGGAUUGUAGUCCAGGUGCUUUGAAAACUUUACACAACAGCACUGAAUUUAUGCCCUACGUUAUUUUUAUCGCGGCACCGGGAAUGGAACAACUUAAAACUCUUUACGAUCAUGGAAGAUCUACUGGUGCGAGCAGUCGUAAUUUAACCUUUGAUCGUCAAAGCUCCAUACGAUACAGUUCCCGACGUGCUAGGACCUUAGAAUCACUUGCAUCAUUGUACGAGGAAGACGAUUUAAGGUCGACAUUAGAAGAAUCAGCUGCCUUACAGAGAGCUUAUGAAAAAUAUAUCGAUUUGGUUAUCGUUAAUGAAGAUUUUGACAAUACAUUUCGUCAAGUAGUUGGUGCAUUGGACGCAUUGGCUACUGAACAUCAAUGGGUACCUGUUAAUUGGAUCUACUGAUUUUUAUACAUAAUAAAUUAAAAUAUAUACGUCAGUAAAUAAUUAUAUGAAUAGUGAAAUAAAUUAAUUUGGUUGAUUUAUUAUUA
Messenger RNA from Microplitis mediator, 2199 nucleotides. RefSeq names its product MAGUK p55 subfamily member 2 (gene vari). The transcript is spliced from 8 exons. Gene Ontology annotation, cellular component: cell-cell junction; plasma membrane. Lineage: Eukaryota; Metazoa; Arthropoda; Insecta; Hymenoptera; Braconidae. The coding region runs from base 275 to 2113 and encodes 612 amino acids. Gene Ontology annotation, molecular function: protein binding. The record is from RefSeq and is a predicted model, not a curated record.